UUCAAAUAAAAAUGUUAAAAAAUACUCCCUCAAAGGUAACUCUAAAUUAUCAAGAAACCUAAGAAGAGACAGAUCCUGAGGGUUAUACUCUGAUUUAUGAAUAAGAAAUAAUGUGUUAAAUCAUAGUAGAUGAAGGAGAUUAAUAAUAAACAUAAGAAACUCUUAAUGUGAGAGUAUUUAUUUUAGGAAGUGAGCAGACACUUGAGAGAAUGAAAAUUGAAUUAAGUUGUGAAAAUGAUCUAUUUUUCCAUUUCAUUCAUGAGUAAAUUUAUUGAAUAACAAGUAGUAUAAAUGAAGCAGCAUUUUAAAAAAUCAAAGAUGGAUAGCAAUUGACAGCAUCUUUUAUUGAUUAUCCUGCCAUUUGUAUUAAGUGUCUAGAUAAGGCUCACAAAGACCCCAAUAAAUACAGUGCAGUGUUAAGAAUUACUUAAGAAGGCGAUGCUGUUAUUGAAAUAAUUUAGCACACAGAAUACAAAAAUGUUGAAUUAAUUCAAUUCUAAUUUUUCUCUUUGCCUGAAGAUGCUAUUCGUAUGGCGAUUACAAAAAAAUAUUAAAAAGUCAAACAAAGGUUAUCCUAGAUGGAAAAUAAACUUAAGGAUGUAUAGAUUUUGUAGUGAUUAACAUUUUAGAUUAAUGAUGUUGUUAAAGUAAAAAAUCCUCAACUGCUUUUACAAAUGCAAAGAAUGAACAGAUGA
Paramecium octaurelia is the source of this 695-nucleotide messenger RNA. NCBI's taxonomy places the organism in Eukaryota, Ciliophora, Oligohymenophorea, Peniculida, Parameciidae. The record is from the annotation of a GenBank genome assembly.